AUGGCGAUGGCCGCGGCCGCCUCCCCCUCCAAGAUCCUGAUCCCUCCGCACCGAGCCUCCGCCGCGACCGCUGCCGCGUCCACCUCCUGCGACUCCUUCCGCCUCCUCUGCGCGCCGCGAGGACGGCGCCAGCGCCCACGCGGGUUGGUCGCGCGUUCGGCUCCGCGGCGGCCCUUCUUCUUCUCCCCACGUGCCGUGUCAGACUCCAAGAGCUCCCAGACCUGUCUCGACCCCGACGCAAGCACGAGUGUUCUCGGAAUUAUUCUUGGAGGUGGUGCAGGGACUAGAUUGUAUCCCCUGACGAAGAAGCGUGCGAAGCCUGCAGUGCCAUUGGGUGCCAACUACAGGCUUAUUGAUAUUCCUGUCAGUAAUUGUCUGAACAGCAACAUAUCAAAGAUCUAUGUGCUCACGCAGUUCAACUCAGCAUCUCUUAAUCGUCAUCUCUCACGAGCCUAUGGGAGCAACAUUGGAGGUUACAAGAAUGAAGGAUUUGUUGAAGUCCUUGCUGCACAGCAGAGCCCAGAUAACCCUGACUGGUUUCAGGGUACUGCAGAUGCUGUAAGGCAGUACUUGUGGCUAUUCGAGGAGCAUAAUGUUAUGGAAUAUCUAAUUCUUGCCGGAGAUCACCUGUACCGAAUGGACUAUGAAAAGUUUAUUCAGGCACACAGAGAAACAGAUGCUGAUAUUACUGUUGCUGCCUUGCCCAUGGAUGAGGAACGUGCAACUGCAUUUGGCCUUAUGAAAAUCGAUGAAGAAGGGAGGAUAAUUGAAUUCGCAGAGAAACCAAAAGGAGAACAGUUGAAAGCUAUGAUGGUUGAUACGACCAUACUUGGCCUUGACGAUGCGAGGGCAAAGGAAAUGCCUUAUAUUGCUAGCAUGGGUAUCUAUGUUAUUAGCAAACAUGUGAUGCUUCAGCUUCUCCGUGAGCAAUUUCCUGGAGCUAAUGACUUUGGAAGUGAGGUUAUUCCUGGUGCAACUAGCACUGGCAUGAGGGUACAAGCAUACCUAUACGAUGGUUACUGGGAAGAUAUUGGUACAAUUGAGGCAUUCUAUAAUGCAAAUUUGGGAAUUACCAAAAAGCCAAUACCUGAUUUCAGUUUCUAUGACCGUUCUGCUCCCAUUUACACACAACCUCGACACUUGCCUCCUUCAAAGGUUCUUGAUGCUGAUGUGACGGACAGUGUUAUUGGUGAAGGAUGUGUUAUUAAAAACUGCAAGAUACACCAUUCAGUAGUUGGACUCCGGUCCUGCAUAUCUGAAGGGGCAAUAAUAGAGGACACAUUGCUAAUGGGUGCGGACUACUAUGAGACUGAAGCGGAUAAGAAACUCCUUGCUGAAAAAGGUGGCAUUCCCAUUGGUAUUGGAAAGAAUUCACACAUCAAAAGAGCAAUAAUUGACAAGAAUGCUCGUAUUGGAGAUAACGUGAUGUUAUCGUUCUUCAUGUGCUUUGAGUUUGAUUUGACUGUCUUUAGUGGAUGGUUAAGACGUGCUGAUAAUGUCAAGGGAGGUUGGGGUAGACCAUACUUGACAUGGGAGGAGUCUCUAAAGAGUGAUCUGAAGAACUGGAAUAUCACCAAAGAUUUAGCCAUGGACAGGGGUGCGAGUAACAAUACAGUUGGUACAUGCAAACCAUGCACUGUUGACUCUGUUUGGGUUGCCCUGCAGGCAGAUGUGAAAUGUGUGCCAAGGGACAGGGCUACUUGCAUCAGUCUGGAAUCAACCAACGAGGCCGCGAAGAGAUCAUAA
Molecule: messenger RNA, 1746 nt
Organism: Triticum turgidum subsp. durum (durum wheat)
Lineage: Eukaryota; Viridiplantae; Streptophyta; Magnoliopsida; Poales; Poaceae
Source: the annotation of a GenBank genome assembly